This is a messenger RNA of Trichoderma virens Gv29-8, 778 nucleotides long. RefSeq lists its product as uncharacterized. The transcript has a single exon. Lineage: Eukaryota; Fungi; Ascomycota; Sordariomycetes; Hypocreales; Hypocreaceae. The record is from RefSeq and is a predicted model, not a curated record. The annotation marks the transcript as partial.
GAUGCCCGCGAACAUGCCGGCCACCGUUCCGAUUGUGAGCCGUCCGGGUCCAUUUGCGAAGCGGGACAUUGCCCAUGAUCCUCCUACCAACCAUACGAUAACGAUCGCUAAGCAAAGGGCAUACAUGUCUAGCCCAUAUGGGGCCGAUACCCAGGCCGCGGUGUCGAGUGAGGUAUCUCUUAGUGGGCCGGACCGCGCCCGUGCCGGCAGCAAUGCGGAGUCCACUCGCCGAAGCUCCAUUCUGUCAACUGCCAAGCCGCUUCCGCCUGCACCUCCGGAGUUGGCAUCGGCACCCGAUGACAGAAUCGCGCAACUAAAUGCCACCCUCUCGGCAUUGGCUCACCGCAGGGUCAACAUCAACAAAAGUAUCCAGCAGAUGACAGAGCUGAUGCCGCGAGAUAAUCUAAUGGCCAGCACAGAGGUGCUCCGAAAGAGGGAGGUUGAGAAGCAGAAAGUAGAGGGACUGAAACAGGAGCUGGCUGAGAUUCAGCACGAAGAGUACGAUCUUGGCUUGAAGCUGCAUAGAGCUUACAAGCGCCAGGAAAAGGAUGCAGAAUAUGAGGUAACUGGUCUAUGGGUGAGAAGGAUUACAAGCUGAUUGGCGACAUGACUUGCUGGUGCUGAGCCUGGCGCUGAAAAUUGUUUGCUGGUUUUCUUUAUUUUUCUUUGCUGGUCAAGAAACUUGGGUCAUGUACGAGUAUGGGUUGAAAAGAGCAUAGUCUGGCGUAUCAUAAGGAUAUAGGGUCUAAUUAUGAGAGUUGCUUGUAUCAUUUUUCCU